Molecule: messenger RNA, 1290 nt
Organism: Eucalyptus grandis
Lineage: Eukaryota; Viridiplantae; Streptophyta; Magnoliopsida; Myrtales; Myrtaceae
Product: probable inactive purple acid phosphatase 16
Exons: 5
Coding region: 54-1178 (374 amino acids)
Cellular component (GO): cytoplasm
Molecular function (GO): hydrolase activity, acting on ester bonds
Source: RefSeq, a predicted model, not a curated record
CAAAGUGGAGAGAGCGGAGACACCCCUGCUUUUCUUCUGUCGCCGACAGCUCAAUGGCUGUGUUAUGGUCGGCGGCUCCCUCGGCAAUCCUCUUCCUCACUGUUCUGUUGCUGAAGCUGCACCCGAUAUGGCCGGUGGCGGUUGGACUCGAUCCCCGAGCUUCCCUUCUGGUGAAGCCGGGGUCUCCAUUCAAGAUCGCUCUGUUCGCUGAUUUGCACUUCGGAGAGAACGCGUGGUCCGACUGGGGGCCCAGCCACGACGUGAGCUCCGUCAAUGUCAUGUCCACCCUGCUCGACGAUGAAAAACCUGAUUUCGUGGUGUAUCUUGGAGAUGUCCUUACGGCGAAUAACUUCGCAGUAGAAAAUGCAAGCUUGUACUGGGAUCAAGCUCUCUCUCCAACAAAAUCGAGGGGCAUUCCCUUCGCCAGUGUCUUUGGAAACCAUGACGAUGCUCCCUUCGAGUGGCCAUUGGAGUGGUUUUCAGCCCCAGGCAUUCCUCCGGUUCGCUGCCCUGCUGAAUCUUCAGGAGAUUGCAGCUUCAGAGGAACACAUCGUUUGCAGCUCAUGAAGAAUGAGAUAGGGCAGAAUGCACUGUCCCACUCUUUUGAGGGUCCACAGGAUCUGUGGCCAAGCGUAUCCAAUUACGUCCUUCAGAUCUCGCCGACAGAUAAUCCUCAGUCCCCUAUAGCGUUCCUUUACUUUCUCGAUUCUGGCGGUGGAUCCUAUCCAGAAGUAAUAUCAAACGCCCAAUCUGAAUGGUUCAAAACCCGAUCUCUAGAGAUCAACCCAGAUUCAAGGGUACCAGAGUUGAUAUUUUGGCACAUACCUAGUAAAGCUUACGAAAAGGUGGCUCCAGGCGGUGGUGUACCUCAGCCUUGUGUGGGCUCAAUCAACGACGACAAAGUUGCUUCUCAAGAAGCUGAGACAGGGAUCAUGGACAUUCUUGCGAGCCGGCCUUCUGUCAAGGCAGUAUUUGUUGGCCACAACCACGGAAACGACUGGUGCUGCCCCGACAACAAGCUGUGGCUAUGCUAUGCCAGGCAUACUGGGUACGGUGGCUAUGGUACUCGGGAGAAAGGCGCGAGAAUUAUUGAGAUAAAUCAACAACCUUUCUCUAUCAAGUCUUGGAUAAGGAUGGAGAAUCACGAAAUACACAGUGAAGUUGAUUUGAGUUCUUAAAAGUUUUCGAUGUACGGUGAAAAAUAAAAGCUAGAUAAAAAAGGAUGCUGUUAUCAAUGGCAAAUGUAUCUAGCUCUUAUAAAGAAUGCAUAAUAUUAUAAAUCGUUGAUUA